AUGGGUUCAGAGACACCGUCAGAAAUAGACAAUACAACGCCUGCUACAACAAAGACACAAUCCACCCCAACCACCACUGCCAACUUCCCCAUCAAUGAUAAUAAUAAUAAUGACCACCACCAGUCGCAAUCACAUAGUGCUACUUCUCAAUCUACUCCAAACAAUACAACAUCCUCAUCUAAUGACCAAUCAAUGCAACGUAGAUCUCAAUUCAUGAUCCCAAAUGACAUCCUCAAGAAUCUCACUCCAAUAAAAUCAAAACCAUCAUCAUAUCGAUAUAAUGACCAUCUUCAUCCAAUCAAGAAAAAACAAGAUCAUUUAAAAUCGAUUCAAUUCAAAUUAAGGAUCCGAUCCCAGAUGAUUCAGAACCAGAUUAUGAAGCAUAAACAACAACAACAACUGUAUCGGGAUAUGAAAGUGAAACGAUUGAGUCAGAGACAUUUGGAGACUAGACGAAGGCGAUUGGAAUAUUUGAAGAUGAUUAGGGAGAGGGCGAGGCGGGUUGUGUUUGUGAAGAUGAAUGGAGAUGGGAUGGAUGGGAGGGGGAGGAGUAGUGGAAGAUAUGAGAGAGUUGUGUGGAAGAACGGUGGGAAAAAGCGUGUCGAGGGGGGAAGGGAACGGGAGGGUGGGCUUGGAAUGGAGGAGGAGGUAUUUGGGGGGAGAGGUAGUAGUUCUCGGGAGAUUGUUAAAUUUCAACGGAUAUGUCGUCGAUAUUUGUUUAAUAAAUAUCUUAAAAUAUUAAUCAAAUCCCAAUUUUUGAAUGAAUUUGAAGGUUAUUCAUUUAAUCAAAUUAUUAAUAUAUUAAAUAAUAAUCAUCAUGAAAUUACCAAGAGUAUUUAUUUUAUAUUAAAUUAUUUGAACGUAUCGAAAUUACGUGAUUAUGAAUAUAAAUCAUUUAUGUAUUGUUUUAUUAUGAUUAAUGACUUUAAUGAUUGUAUGAAGGGUAAUAGUCAAUAUCAUCAUCCUGCUUCUAAUGCAAAUGUGAAUGAUUAUGAUGAACGGUCAAUGUUUUUUAAUAAUUCUAUUUGGGUGAUUGUUUAUAAAUAUACGAUAUUAUUGCUUGAAGAAUUUAAGGUGGUGGUUGCACAAGGGAAGAAGACAAAGAAAUUUGAUAUAUAUUGGAGACAAUAUAGUUUUUAUUUCAAAGUGUUUAAAUGGAAUCAUUAUUUGAAUAUUAAAGAAAUAUUGAUAAGUUCAAUUGAAGGAUUAAAUAAUCAAUUUCAAAUGAUUGAAGAUUUGGUAGAUCCUAUACGGGAACAAUUGACUAUUCAACAAAUGAAAUUAUCCAAUGAAUUGACAUUAUUGAAUAGUUAUUCUGUACAUGGAUUAAAGCGGUUUAUUUCCACCAAUGAAGUGAAUCAAUUUAUGAAUAAUUUGAAUUGUAAAAUAUAUGAUAAUCAUAACAAUUGUGAUUAUUUUAUUAUUAAUAAUUCAAGAUUUAUUAAAUUCAAUUCUUUACGGUUUUAUAUUCCUUAUGUACCUAUUUUCGAUUGGAGGAAAUAUUGGUUUGAUUUAUAUUUAAAGAUUCAUUCAAAUAAGAAUGAAAUACCUAAUAGAAUAAAAUCGGGAUAUGUUGAAUCAUUUGAUAUUCGAGAAUAUAUUGAUGUGAAUGAAGUGACUAAACAUAUUAGUACAUCACUACAAGAUGUUUAUCAACAGUUUUAUCAAUAUUAUACUGAAUUUAUACAAGACACAACAUUAAAGAGGAAACUUAUAGAGCAGGCACCACCUGAAGGAAAAUCAUGGAAUUCGCUUGAAGAAUUAAUUAGGUUCUGUGAACCGGGGAAUAUGGUUUUGAUAGAUUUGAUUAAGAAUUAUCAACAAGAUGAAGCAGGGACAAUUAAACAAUUAUCAAUUGUUAUUAAUAAUUAUUGGAUUAAUAAGACUAAAUUUAAGGAUUUUAAUCAAUAUCAACAAUUUGAUAAUAUUUAUUUAUUAAUUAAUUGUAAUAAUUUUCCAAAUUUAAAUUUUAAUUGGUAUACAUUUAAUCCACAAUUAUUAUUUCCAAAAUUUUAUAAAUCAAUUAUUGAAUUAACUAAAGAAGAUGAUGAUGAUGAUUAUUUUAUAAUAAAUGAAGAUGUUGUAAAUUGUUCAUUUAAGAAUUCUUUAUUAAGAAUAAUUAUAAAUAAUCCAAUAACUAAUAUAAAUGGUAAAUUUUUCAUGAAUAUAUUCAAUAAAAUGAUACUAAGGGGGAAUAUUGAAAUUAAUGAAUUGAAUGUUGUAUUUUAUGAUAAAUUUAUUAGCCUACAUUAUAAAUUAACCAAAUUAAUUGAAUUGAAUACAUUUAUAUUAAUGUAUUUAAAUUAUUAUCAUAACCAUCAUACAGAGACAGUAUCCCAGGGCCAUAUUUCACAAAUUAUUACUAAUGAAUCAUUUAAUUUAAAUGAAUAUGAUUCUAAAUUUGUUGAGUAUUAUCAACAAUUUAAAUCAUCAAUAAUUAAAAUAUUACAGGAAAAGUUAUUAAUAGCAUUAAACGAUCCAUUGUUAAGUUAUGACAUUAUAUUAAAGAAUUUUAAGUAUUCCUGUUGUAUUGAUAAAGUUAUUAAAUUAAUUGAUGAUGUUAAUAAUUUAAAUUCAUUUAUUUAUAAAUUAUAUAAUCCAAUAUUAAAUUGGAUUUAUUUUGAUUUAAAGUGA
Molecule: messenger RNA, 2634 nt
Organism: Hemisphaericaspora subhashii
Lineage: Eukaryota; Fungi; Ascomycota; Pichiomycetes; Serinales; Debaryomycetaceae
Exons: 1
Coding region: 1-2634 (877 amino acids)
Source: RefSeq, a predicted model, not a curated record